This is a messenger RNA of Ostertagia ostertagi, 471 nucleotides long. The record is from the annotation of a GenBank genome assembly. NCBI's taxonomy places the organism in Eukaryota, Metazoa, Nematoda, Chromadorea, Rhabditida, Trichostrongylidae.
AUGGGAGGUAGGUUGAAUACUUCGUUGCGUCAGACGCGGCUGCUAUCAUUGAGCACACCAAGCCAAGUACUGUUUUUGGAAGACGAUGACGUUGCUUUCGUGGAGGAUGGAGCGCUCACAAUCCAUCGUUUCACUCGAAAAGCAUCGGACAGCACAUCGGAUCAGACACGUGAGGUGCAGAAUCUGAAUCUAGAACUGCAGCAAAUCAUGAAGGGCAACUUCAAGACUUUCAUGCAGAAGGAAAUCUUUGAACAACCUGACUCAGUGGUGAAUACGAUGCGCGGUCGCCUGUUGCCCAGCGGUCAAGUUGUGCUGGGUGGAAUAAAGAUUUUGGAAGAGCUUUCGGAGCUACCCGUAGUGCUGGAAUUGGCGUCAGAUUUCCUUGAUCGUCAGACUCCAAUUUUCCGCGAUGACGUCUGCAUUUUCGUCUCACAAAGCGGUGAAACAGCUGAUAACCCUGAUGGCCCUUAG